CAACAUAUCUGUCAGUGCUGCUGAGAUCUGAGAGGAUUACGGGCCUCUUGUCUUUCUCCCGACCCCCCGCUCAUCCUCGCUCACCUACUGGUCGCCACACUUGCAGGGGGAAUUCUCUCUCUGUUUAGUCUGCGAUGGUGCUACUCUGCCAAACCCCACUCAAGAUGCUGCCCAUACCGAAGGACCUGUAACAGACACCAUGGCAGUGUCGGCACUAUCAGAGCCUGGCUCUGAGACAGAAAACACCUCACUGUCUACUGAUGUCCCUACUGAUGUCCCUGUGGAGGAAGAGGGGCUUGUGGUGGAGGAGGGAGUUGUGGAGGAAGGGGGCCUUGUGGUGCAACAGCAGCCCGAUAAAGAGAAGGCAAUGUCGGGAGACGAUGUGGUCUUCUCCUGCUUGCUGUCUGGAAGUUACCCAGAGGGGAUGGGAGUGCAGUGGGUGGUCCAUGGGCACAAGGAGAGGCACACCAUACUGGAGGGCAACCAGACUGGACAGGCACACCAUACUGGAGGGCAACCAGACUGGACAGGCACACCAUACUGGAGGGCAACCAGACUGGACAGGCACACCAUACUGGAGGGCAACCAGACGUCUGACGAUGCAUUUGCAGGCUGGGCAUUCCUCUCCGGGAAGCCCACUGCUGGGGACUCAUCCAUGAUGCUGAGGAACGUAUCGAGAGUGGACUGCAGCGUUUACCACUGUCUCCUCAUUCCCCAUAAAUGGCACCACUGUGGAUGGGAGUGGGACCAAGCUCAGCAUCCACAAGGACCUGGGACAGUACUGAAUGCUAGAGACUAUUGCCAGAUAGACUCCAGGACCAUGGACAGGAACAGGCAACAGAAAUGAAGAGAAAGUGAUUGGGAAUUAUGUUUGAUUCAUUGGUUUAAUUUGUUCUGUGCACUUCUCUUCACAUGUGGAGACAAAGAUAAUAUCGCGCCUCAUCAGCUCAUUGUUAUGGAUGUCUCCAAAUAAAUGUCACUAGAAAACAGUUUAAGCAUAUGCAAAUGCAGCUACUUUGCUGUUAUUCUGGCUUUUUGACGUGACUAAGUUAGCCAUAGUUGGCUAGCUAGCAAGUAAGGGAUAAGAACGUUGCCAGCAAGUAUGGCAAUGAAACAUUUAGAACGAACGACUGGGUCGCGUCUAUAGAUACAGAACAAAAAGACUGAACGACUGGGUCAAGUCUCUGGCAACCAAACCGAUAGAACCCUAGAUUUGUGUUGGGACUAUAUAUUGUGGAAGGAUGAAAUAGUAUGAAUAAAUUCAUCUAAAUAAUGCUUUUAUUUAAAAUAUGUCAAUCAUUAUUUGAACAUGUUGGGUGGAUGGUCUCCAUGUAUGAGCAUCAACCACAAUAUAACUAAUAUACCCCAUUGUCUUGAGUUUGGUGAAACAGUUCCCCUUUAUUUCCUGGUUUGUUCAAGUAUCAAAAUAAUUCACCUUCUCAGUGGUACAAGACAGAUUUACUAACUUGCUACGGUUUCUGCCUGACUGCUUCUGGGCAUAUUUCUUCCAAUCAAAAGUCAAGCUCAUCCUUCUGAGUGACGAACUCCAUAUCAGGACAAUUAUUUAUGUUGUCCUGUGUGUUCCUUUUCAAAACAACAUUUUAAACCGUGGGAAACUGAUGCCUAAAGGGAUUACAUUGCAAGUUUGUUUAGGAUUUAUAUAAACUGAUUUUGAAACAAUUUCAAAAAUACUUAUUCUUGUUUUCCAACUAUUUUAAAUUAUUUACGUAUUUUGGCUUCGCCGUAAAGAAACAAUGCAUUCUUUCAACAUAGAAUUAUUUAUGUAUUUUUUUUUGGAAACAGCUGCUAUGAUGACUGACUGGCCUCUAGUGGUUCAAAUGGCUGCACUAGAAACAAUAUGAAUAAGGAGCUUCUAUGCCCAUAACUCUUUUCCAUUUUUGGGUUCAUGCAAGAUGAAAUGUUUAUGAAAGAAUAAAAACAUAAAUAAAAGUAUAUGAGAAAGACAAAUAUGGUUUGGGAAAUGAUUGUCCUUGGUGACAUCAAGGUU
Molecule: messenger RNA, 2008 nt
Organism: Salmo salar (Atlantic salmon)
Lineage: Eukaryota; Metazoa; Chordata; Actinopteri; Salmoniformes; Salmonidae
Product: Immunoglobulin superfamily member
Source: RefSeq, a predicted model, not a curated record